AUGGAACAUAGAAAAAAUAGACUGGACAUUCCAACUAAUAAUAAUAGUGGAUCCUUUCCAGAUGAUUUUCUAGGUCGAAGCUGAGACGGCACUAACAACCCUACCCGCAGCAGUUCACGCUCAGAGCUUAUGCAUGCCUCAGUUUCUCAAUGUCUAAGUGGAAUCCUUGACGAAGAGCCAUCUCUAUCUUAUAGUGAAGAAUUUGACCCAAAUAACCCUGACUUUGAGUUCACGAUCGCAAAUGUCCCUUUCUUAUGCCGAUCCAAAUCAGGAAGCAAAAGGGCACAGCAGUUCAUCGCAAAAAGCCGACCUGAAGAAAUCGAGCAAAUUGUUGAAGUCGUUUCUCCAUACUUACUCUCUUCUUUUAAAUUUGAGCUAAAUUUCUGUUCUCAUUUAAUUUUGUGAAUAAUUUUUUUUAUUAAUUUUAUUUCAUUUUGAAUUAAUUCAUAAAAUUAAUUGAUUCCCAGUGCUGUUUAAAUUCUAUGAGUUUGACCUUUUUGGGACUAGCAAACCAAUGCAAUAAUUCCAAUCAGUUUUCAGAAUAGGCGAUUUAGCAAGGAACAUAGAAUUCUGCUUGCAUUCCUAGAUUAUUAGGUCAAAGUCACCUAUAAAAAAAAUUGCCCCAGGUUAACUACCCAAAAAAAGGAUAUUUGUUCUAAUUUAAAGUGAUGAGUUAGGGGAACUUAUGUCAGACCUCUAUGGGAACUACAUGUGCCAGACCCUUUUCCAAAGCUGUUCCUCCGGACAAAGAUUGGCCCUUUUAAAUGCAAUGAAAGACGACCUUAUCUCGGUCUCUAAAAAUCCUCGAGGAACCCAUUCUUUGCAGACUGUAAUUAGGCUUGCAAGCUUACCUGAAGAAGAAGCUGUAUAUCAAAAAGCGUUCCAAGGCCAUAUCGUGAGGCUUUCUAUGGAGACAAAUGCAUCUCACGUGGUCCAAGGGUUACUCGGUACACUAAAAAAUCGUCAUUUUAUUAUUCGCGAAAUUGUAGGACAUGUUAGAGAGCUGGCACUUGACAAACUUGGCUUAUGCGUCAUAAAAAAAUGUGUCAAUGACCCUCAGGUUUUCAAUGAAUUGCUAGGACAAGCUAUUGUGCUAAUGCAAGACCCAUAUGGAAAUUAUGCACUUCAGCAUAUGAUUGAUACUUGGCAAGAAGAAUGCUCAUUCCAGAUCAUAAAUUGUAUAAAAGGAAAGGUCGUCCAGCUUUGUAUACAGAAAUAUUCGUCAAAUGUGAUGGAAAAGUGUCUGAAAGAAGAAAGAAUGAGGCGUGAGAUUAUUAAUGAGCUGAUAAGUGGAGGGAAAAUGCAAGUGCUGCUGGGGUGCCCUUAUGGCUGCUAUGUUCUGAGAACUGCUGCGCUGGAAGCGGAGGUAGAGCUGAGGGAAGGAUUGAAGAGAGCGAUUUUGGCAGCAAUUCCUCAGAUUCAUCAGAAAAAAUUGAAGCCGCGAUGGGAUGAAAUUUUAUCUUAUCUUACUCCUAAUAGUCUCUUUGUAAGUGAGCAAAAAAUUUUUGUACGUUAGUCAAAGGGAGAAAUUUUUUAAAAUUUUAUAUUUAAAAUAUGGAAUUUUAAGAUAUAUACUAAUUGAAAUUAAAAAAUAAUUUAAUUGAUAUAUAUGAAGCUGUUAAAAAUUCAAGAGAAUUAGCGAGAGUAAUUAAUUAUAUAUCGUAUUUUUUUAUAUUGCUAGGCCAAAGGGGUUAAUUUUCUAAAAAUAGGGAUUUUUCUAAUGAUUUGACCGCAAAAGAAGGAAGGAGUUAGUUAA
This is a messenger RNA of Blepharisma stoltei, 1756 nucleotides long. NCBI's taxonomy places the organism in Eukaryota, Ciliophora, Heterotrichea, Heterotrichida, Blepharismidae. The record is from the annotation of a GenBank genome assembly.